AUGGCAGGGAAUUUCACAUUCCCAACAGAAGCCGAAAGUACUUUCAGAGUAGCAGACCUGGUGAAUGUAACAUGGGAUGUUAUCGCUCCUCUGGUUUCGCUCUACGAGACCUGUGGCACUAAUGAUCGUGCUUUAGAAGAGAUAACAACCAACAACUAUAGCUACGUGUGGAUAGCGACUCGCAAAGACUAUGUAGAGGCUGGCUGUAUCUUCAUGCUCCAGCCGUUCACUGCCCAAGGCGAGUCAUAUGGCGACAACAUUACAAGUGUCCCAUUUGGGGUAUCGAAGCGAUACACAGAUGAUCCACCACCAGUGUCGUACAAUUUCAUCAAUGCAUCGUCAUCCACGUCUGCAAGCCCCACGAAAGCAAUCUCCACGUCUCUCGCUACCUCGAGUAGUGCCGAAACUACAUCAUACUCAGCGGCUACGUCAACUCCUGCGUCUAGCCAUGGCUUGUCGAAGGCGAGUAAACUUGGAAUCGGCCUUGGUGUUCCACUAGGUGUUUUGUUGGUCGCUGCCGCUUUAGGCGCGUUCAUCUUGUAUCGGCGGAAAUCCCGCCAGAAAGAAACUCAAGCGGUGCUGCCUGUUCAGAAUCAGCCAAAUGAUGAACUGGCUCCACUUCCUAUCAUUGGUUAUAAAGAGCCUCAUAAUACGCGCCUGUCACAGGCGGAGACAGUGGCUUCUUCCGUUUCGAAACUGUCAAGCGAUAAUCAAAUAUCGGAAGGGAAAGACAAGCGGCUAAGUGAAUUAAUGUCUUCUGAAAUAGUGGAGUUAGCCUGA
This is a messenger RNA of Penicillium expansum, 780 nucleotides long. RefSeq lists its product as uncharacterized. NCBI's taxonomy places the organism in Eukaryota, Fungi, Ascomycota, Eurotiomycetes, Eurotiales, Aspergillaceae. The record is from RefSeq and is a predicted model, not a curated record. The transcript is spliced from 2 exons. The coding region runs from base 1 to 780 and encodes 259 amino acids.